Messenger RNA from Diversispora eburnea, 2688 nucleotides. NCBI's taxonomy places the organism in Eukaryota, Fungi, Glomeromycota, Glomeromycetes, Diversisporales, Diversisporaceae. The record is from the annotation of a GenBank genome assembly.
AUGCAAAGAGAUUCAGGGUUCGCUGAUAUUAAUGCAUUUUCUAAUCAUUCAAAUGUUUUUAAUUGUGAUUACCCUCAACAAAAUUCACUUACAGAAGAAGGUGUUAAUGGACCACCAUUAUCGUUACAUCGUCAUUUCACCAGUCGAAGAAUAUUUAUUGGUCCAACUCCAAUAAAUUGGAAUUAUAAAAAGAAAUCAAUUUGGUUUUCAAAAAAUGAUCAAUGUCAUCAAAAAAAAAGAGAAGGAGAAGGAAAUUAUAAUGAACGAGAACGUGAAAAUGAUGAAGAACAAGAAUAUGAACGAAAUUAUAAAAGAUAUUUCAAAGAUGAACAACGUUUUGUCAGUGAACCAAUGGAAUUGGUUCCUUCUGAUAAUACGCAAGAGAAUGAAAAUUUUGAAGAUGAAAUAUUUCACACACCAAAUGAAUUUCUUUCACCAGUUCCUAUUUCACCACCACCACCAACACAUGAUUAUCUAACAGCAACACAUGAUUAUCUAACAGCAUCACAUAAUUAUUCAACAACAUCAUCACAUCAUUAUUUUACAGCCAUGUCACAUAAUUAUUCAUAUAAUUAUUUAACAUCAUCAUCACAUAAUUGUUUAGAAUCAAACACUUUUGAUAAGGGUAAACAAUCAACUCAACAUUUAAAAUCACCACCACCAAUGAUAAUAGAAAUUCCUUCAGUGGAAGAAGAAAGAUCAGAUGAAGAUGACACAGAAUUAACAAAUAUAACGAGAUUUACAAUAUAUUCAACACUUGAUUUUACAUUAUUACUCACGAAUCCUGCUGAAGAUGAAAAGAAAAUAGUAGUAAUAAUUCGACCCAGAACAAAUUCUUUAAGUGUUGAAUGGUAUCGAAUUCUUAAAGGAUUAUUUUCAUUCAAAAAGAUUCCAAAUGUGUGUGAAGUUAAGGUACCAGAUUUAGAUGUACGAAUUCAAAUACCAUUAAUUAACGAAGAGCAAGCAAAUAAACUUACUGUCAAAGAAAUAACAAAAGUAGCUUUGAAUGAAUUAUUGGAACUCGAAGAAUGGGAAGAGAUAUUAAAAAAUAAUAAAAAUAAUGAUCUGAGAUUAUGUUGGAAGAGAUAUGAUAGAUUAGAAUGGAUUGAUUGGGAAAAAAAUGAAAAUCGAUUAUUAAAUUGUCCACAAUUUAUUGAAGGGACACAUCAAUUACAAAUUCGUUUCGCUCAACAUUAUCCAUCAUCAAUUAUAUUAUGUGAUGGAUCAACAAUGAUGGCAUAUUCUAUUGAAACCAUGAAUGAAUGGAUCAAACGUUUGAAUGAACUUAUAAAAUAUUGGAAAGCUCGUGUUAUGGAUGAUGCACAAAUAAGAAUUAAUAUGUUUAGAGUGAAUAAAGAUAAUCAAGAUGAAAAUGAAGAAAUUGCGAGUAUAAGGAGUGAUGGAUUACAUGAACAUUUUAAUAAUUUUAAAUCAUUUGUUAAUCCUAUUAAAAGUGGAUUAUUAUAUCAUAAAUCUCAUUAUUAUAGUACAUUCCAAAAUUAUUAUCACAUUCUAACUAGUGGAUACUUAAUUUUCUUUAACCUUUAUCAAAGAUCAAUUUCUGGACGUUCCAACAAAAAACGUUAUCAUAAACGUAAAGGAAUAAUUAAUUUAUCCAAUUGUUAUGUUUAUUCUGGAAAUAUAACCGAACAUGAUUUAAUUCAUACAAGUUCUGUAAGAUAUAAUUCAAUCGCUACUGGUGAACAUAAAUUACCUCGAUUAUAUAAUGAUGGGAUGUAUUGUUUUGAUGAUGAUGAAGAAUGUACAUUUGUUAUUUGGGAAGACAUGUCUUUAAAGAAUUUCAAAUUUAACAUCAAUAAUCUAAAACUUACACCUGAAAAAUUAGCAGAUUGGGGAAAAAAUAAUAAUACCCAAAAUGCUUUACCUUUUUCACAAGCUAUUCGAUUUAUCGAGGCGAAUGAAAAAUUACAAAUUUGUGCGACCAUCGAUUUAUCCCCUACCAAUCCUGAUUUUGUAAAUAGGGAUAAAAAUCCAAUCGUAAUCAUGGAUGACAAUGUUAUAGUGGAUACAUCAAAUAUGGAGGUAGAUAUGGGUACACCGCGGGAUGAUUUAUUUGAAGGAUUUGGUGAUGAAUUCAAAGAUUCGGAUUUUUUAUUAGAAUCAAAUUUUAAAGGAGAAGAAAAUUAUGAUAUAGAUGAUGAUGAUAUCGAUACUAUUGAUCUUACAACAAGAUGUACUAAUAAUAAUAUUCAAAAAGAUGAUGAAAUUUUUAUUCCGGAAAAAGAUAAUGAAAAUAUUAAAGAAAAUCAAAUGUCAUUAUCAAAGAAUAAUAAUGAUUCUUUCGAUCCUUUAAAGAAUAAUUCAAAUAAUUCAAAUAAUUCAAAUAAUUCAUCUGAAAAACUUUCUGAUAAGUCGCAUGACUUUAAAGAAUCCUUGGCUAUAGUCACCACCAUUCCAAAUAAAAGUCCAACUUUGGAUAAAUCUUUAUUAAUGAAAAGAGAACAAGAUUCCCAAGUUCAAAUAAAUCAAGAACUUGAUUAUAUCGAAAGAUCUUUGGAGUUAUUUGAUGAUGAUAUAAAAUUCAUACAAAGCGAAACAUGUAAUUUGAAACAACAAAUUACUAUUGAAGUCAUUAAGCAAUUCGAAAAAUAUAAAAUUACUGCAUUAACGGAAAUGACCAAUGAGGAAAUGAAGGCCAUGGAAAUGACAGAUAAGGAAAUGAAAUGA